Messenger RNA from Bactrocera tryoni, 1592 nucleotides. It is a transcript of the gene Timp, whose product is annotated as tissue inhibitor of metalloproteinase. Bases 675 to 1307 code for a protein of 210 amino acids. Gene Ontology annotation, cellular component: extracellular matrix. The transcript has 7 exons. NCBI's taxonomy places the organism in Eukaryota, Metazoa, Arthropoda, Insecta, Diptera, Tephritidae. Gene Ontology annotation, molecular function: protease binding; metalloendopeptidase inhibitor activity. Gene Ontology annotation, biological process: negative regulation of endopeptidase activity; negative regulation of membrane protein ectodomain proteolysis. The record is from RefSeq and is a predicted model, not a curated record.
CGGUUUUAGUUCAAAUUGGCAGACAAAACCCAAAGCAACGUUCCGAUUUGGAAGCGCUCGAAGUUAUAGUCAACCGAACAUAGACAACUAGGCAGAAAGUGUGGCAAAAUAUUUGCCGUGUGAUUUAUUAGAGUAAAAAUAAAAAUCAUAGCAACAACAACAUAAUUAGCGAAGUGCCGGAGAGAGUGUUUCUCAUUGCGUUGUAACGAAAGUGUUGUUUCUGUGAAAUAUCGCAAAUUUGCAAUAAAGUGCAAGGUGUGCAAAACCAAGCCAAAUAGUCGAAGUUAGCCCAGAUUCGUCAUUAACAGUAAUCUAUGAAAUUUUCCGUCAGCGUAGACCGUGUUCGAGUAGUUUCAAAGUGUUGUGCAGUUUUUCAUAAAUAACUGUUGUUUUUCGUGCAACAUUGUGCGUAAUAUUGACACUUUUGGCAUUCAAAACAAAAAGUCCAAAACAGUGCGAGCAGUCUAUAAGAGAAGUUAUUUGACUGAACCAACUCUGAACUUUUUUGUGGAACUCCAACAAAAGCUUCAAAACUAAUCGGUGACAGUUACACACUCAACUCAAAGCAAUAGAAAAUAGCCCACCCGUCCACCGCUCGAAGGCAUAGCGACACCAGAAAAGGCUAAGCAAAUAAAGCAAAUAGAAAUCAAGCGCAAAAUCAAUAGCUGUCAAGUAUGGAUGUUGGAAAAUAUUUGGGAUUACUGGCGUUGAUGCUGCUCUCGCUGUUGGCGCUCUACAGCAGUCCGGUGGAGGCGUGCAGUUGCAUGCCCAGCCAUCCGCAGACACACUUCUGCAAUGCUGACUAUGUUGUCAUAAUACGCGUAAUGCGUAAGUCCCUCCGUUUAGUGCAAGACAACGUCGCAUACAAAGUGGAAGUCAAGAAGUCAUAUAAGAUGAACGAAGCCGGUCACAAGCUGCUCAAGCACGGUCGCAUAGUAACACCAAACUCUGAUGCUAUGUGUGGCAUUAAUCUGGACAUAGGCAAGCUCUACGUGAUUGCUGGUCGUGGUCCGUAUUUGAACAGUUGCAGCUAUGUUAAGGAGUACCUGAAAAUGUCGGUGGUUGAGAGGCGUGGUUUUGCCGGCGCAUAUCGCAAGGGUUGCAAAUGCUCGGUGCAACCCUGUUUCGGCCAAAGCUGUUUAAGUGAACACCAAUCGGCAACCUCGUGCAAAUGGUCGCCCUUCGCUAAGUGUGAGACCGAUUACAGCGCCUGCAUUCCCUCACACUACCGCACGCCCGAAGGCAUAAUCUCCAAGUGCCACUGGCGAAGAACGCCGGCAUACAAGAAAUGCAUGUCCGAUCCAUAAAUUGCAUAACACAUAUGUACUAGUUAUGUAUGUAUAUAUAAAUCGAGGCAGUAAAAGAAUUGAGCAAAAUCGGCAAGAAAUAGUUUUACACGAAAAUUUGCUGCUUAUUCUUCGUAGUUUAGCUGUAUUUUACGAAAUAAUACUUAUUUAAUUUUAACAUGUUACACACAUACAUACAUACAUGUACACUAAAAUUGAUAUGUAUGUAUUGGUUGUAGUUGUACACGCGCAGCAUUUCCAUUUUGACAUUUACAAAUUUCAUUGUUUCAUUUAAUUAUUAAAAUU